UUAAUCCCAGACUAGGAGCGGACAUCAGAGUGCCCUUAUGAUAUUUUGCACAAAAGACUCAGUGUUCACAGCUUUACUCAGAGAACCCAAAAUAGCAUUCAGUAAGCAGUGACAUACUGAGUGUCGUGGCACUGAGAGCGCAAGCGUCUGUGACUCAUGCGUGUGGCUCCUGGAGGCCUGAUGAGAAGCCGGUGAAGCAAAACAAGAACCCUGUCUCCUACUCUCCCUCAUGUGUUUAAUGCAAAUUUUGAACUUCAGUUUCCACAGAAGUAGAGCUUGAAGACACACAGCAUAUGAAAGAUACUUAAGCGUUAAAAGGAUUAAUAAAGGAGCAUAAGAUUUAUUUUGCAACGUACUGUUCCCUCUGAAGAGCACCAGCUGGAAUCAAGAGCAGAAUGAAUUGUUGUUCAUUGCUACCUUUUAUGCUGGGAAUCCUUCUCCUAUGGCCUUGCCUCGCUGCAAAAGAAAACUCUGACACAGAGGAAAUGAAGCACCCAGCGGGGGCUCAUCCGAGAGUGAAGCGGGGCUGGAUGUGGAACCACUUUUUUGUACCCGAGGAAAUGAACAAGCCUCAUCAUCACAUUGGCCAGCUGAAAUCUGACAUAGACAAUGGAAACAACUCUUUCCAGUACAAGCUUUUGGGAGCUGGAGCUGGAAGCAUCUUUGCCAUUGAUGAAAAGACAGGUGACAUAUAUGCUGUCCAGAAGCUUGAUAGAGAGGAACAGUCCCUCUACACUCUAAGAGCCCAGGUAAUAGACACCACUACUGGAAAGGCUGUGGAACCAGAGUCUGAGUUUGUCAUCAGAGUUUUGGAUAUCAAUGACAAUGAACCACAAUUCCUAGAUGAACCUUAUGAGGCCAUUGUACCAGAGAUGUCUCCAGAAGGAACAUUCGUCAUCCAGGUGACAGCAAGUGAUGCUGAUGAUCCAUCAAGUGGCAACAAUGCCCGUCUCCUGUACAGCUUACUGCAAGGCCAACCGUACUUCUCCAUUGAGCCAACAACAGGAGUCAUAAGAAUAUCUUCUCAGACGGAUAGAGAACUGCAAGAUGAGUAUUGGGUAAUUAUUCAAGCCAAAGACAUGAUUGGUCUCCCUGGAGCACUGUCUGGAACAACGAGUGUACUGAUUAAGCUUUCUGAUGUCAAUGACAAUAAGCCUGCAUUUAAAGAAGGUUUACACCGCAUGACUGUCUCUGAAUCUGCACCUACUGGCACUUUUAUAGGAAAAAUCAAGGCAUAUGAUAAAGACAUUGGAGAGAAUGCAGAAAUGGAUUAUAGCAUUGAAGAUGAUUCACUAACAUUUGACAUCAUUACUAAUAAUGAGACCCAAGAAGGCAUAGUUAUAUUAAAAAAGAGAGUGGAUUUUGAGCGCCAGAACCAGUAUCUUAUCCCAGCAAGAGUUAAAAACCGCCAUGUCGAUGAGCAGCUCAUGAAAUACCACGCUGAAACCUCCACCACCUUGAUUAAGGUCCAGGUGGAAGACGCUGACGAACCUCCGGUCUUCCUCCGCCCCUAUUACAUGUUCGAAAUCUUUGAAGGACGCCCCCACGGGUCUUUGGUGGGCAUGGUCUCUGCCACAGAUCCAGAUCAGAGGAACUCUCCUAUCUGGUAUUCUAUUACCAGAAGCAGAGUGUUCCGUAUCGAUGACAAUGGCACCAUCAUCACAACUAACCCUCUUGAUCGAGAGACUAGUGCUUGGCACAACCUAAGCAUUAUAGCCACAGAAGAAUACAACGUACAACAGAUUUCUGCAGUUCCUGUGUACGUGCAAGUUCUUAAUAUCAAUGACCAUGCACCUGAGUUCUCUGAAUAUUAUGAGAUUUAUGUGUGUGAAAAUGCGGGCUCUGGUCAGAUAAUUCAGACCAUAAGUGCAGUGGAUAGAGAUGAAUCCAUAGAAGAUCACCAUUUUUACUUUAAUUUAUCUGUGGAAGACUCAAAGAACUCGAGUUUUACAAUCAUAGAUAAUCAAGAUAACACAGCUGUAAUUUUGACUAAUAGAACUGGUUUUAGCCUUCAAGAAGAGCCUGUGUUCUACAUAUCUGUCUUAAUUGCUGACAAUGGAAUCCCAUCACUUACAAGUACAAACACCCUAAGCAUCCAGGUCUGUGACUGUGAUGACGAUGGCAGUACACAGACCUGCGGGAAUAAGGAUUUUAUGCUUUCCACGGGAUUCAGGACAAAGGUCAUAAUUGCCAUGCUGAUAUGCAUUGUGAUAAUAUUUGGGUUUAUUUUUCUGAUCUUAGGUCUGAAAUACCGAAGAAAACAGUCCCUGUUUCCUGAGAAAGGUGAGGAUUUCAGAGAGAAUAUAUUCAGAUAUGACGAUGAAGGGGGCGGAGAGGAAGACACGGAGGCCUUCGACAUCGCAGAGCUGAGGAGCAGCGCCGUCAUGCGGGCGAGGAAGUCCCGGAGAAGCGCCACGGCGGAGAUCCGGAGCCUGUACAGGCAGUCUCUGCAGGUUGGCCCAGACAGCGCCAUAUUCCGGAAAUUCAUUCUGGAAAAGCUGGAGGAAGCUGACACCGAUCCUUGUGCCCCUCCUUUUGAUUCCCUCCAGACCUAUGCUUAUGAGGGAACAGGGUCGUUAGCUGGAUCCUUGAGCUCCUUAGGAUCGGCAGCCUCCGAUCAGGAUGAAAAUUAUGAUUACCUGAAUGAACUGGGACCUCGCUUUAAAAGAUUAGCAUGCAUGUUUGGUUCUGCUAUGCGGCCAAAUAAUUAGGGCUUGUAAAUUAAAAUUGUAAAAAUGCUAAUGUGGUGUGGGGCGGACUGGUAGUCUCUUGGUAAAGCAUUGCAUGCCCCAGUUCUUGGGGGAAAGAAAAAAAAAAAAACAAUGACCUGAUAUAUAUAGUGUUUUCUAAUAUCCUUGAAGUAAAUACCCUGUGGUUAUUUCAAGCCACCCACAUGUUGUCACUGAAGGCAGAUGUGGAAAGAGACGCUGACAAUCAGCUUGUGGAGGCCAGUGCAAGCCAACUCGAGCGUUCCUCUGACAUAAUUCUUCUAGCAUUUUCUUCAGCACCAUCCAAUGCAGAGUCUCAAAGUUUGUGAAUGUUUAAUGUGAGAAAGGCACUGAACCUAGAGUAUUUUAAUAUUAUUUCAUUUGUACCUUUAUUAAAUCUUACCAAGUAAGAGUGCAGUGUUUAUGUGUUAAAUUCCUGAUACUAUAGAGAUAAACACCCAGGAGAAUCUGGGUAAUUACAUAAAACUUGAAAAAACUAUUUAGUUUACAUGAGUAAGCAAGUUUCUUGCUAGGACUCUAUAAUUCAUUCGAGUUUGAUGUUUUGAAAUCUUCGUCAAGACCACACUUUAAAACCAAUUUCAAAUUUAGACAGAUAAUUGGUAUAUGGUAAUUAAUCUAAUAUAUAGUAUAUUGUAUUAUUUUUUGAUAUUACAGCUUUGCAUAAAAUAUGUUUAGUUUUUCAUAAAU
Messenger RNA from Hipposideros armiger (great roundleaf bat), 3416 nucleotides. RefSeq names its product cadherin 19 (gene CDH19). The transcript is spliced from 12 exons. The record is from RefSeq and is a predicted model, not a curated record. Gene Ontology annotation, biological process: calcium-dependent cell-cell adhesion; homophilic cell-cell adhesion; multicellular organism development. The coding region runs from base 396 to 2711 and encodes 771 amino acids. Gene Ontology annotation, molecular function: beta-catenin binding; cadherin binding; calcium ion binding. NCBI's taxonomy places the organism in Eukaryota, Metazoa, Chordata, Mammalia, Chiroptera, Hipposideridae. Gene Ontology annotation, cellular component: catenin complex; adherens junction; plasma membrane.